This is a messenger RNA of Sorex araneus (European shrew), 4442 nucleotides long. Its product is annotated as zinc finger protein 182. Bases 277 to 2217 code for a protein of 646 amino acids. Gene Ontology annotation, molecular function: RNA polymerase II cis-regulatory region sequence-specific DNA binding; DNA-binding transcription factor activity, RNA polymerase II-specific. Gene Ontology annotation, cellular component: nucleus. The transcript has 6 exons. NCBI's taxonomy places the organism in Eukaryota, Metazoa, Chordata, Mammalia, Eulipotyphla, Soricidae. Gene Ontology annotation, biological process: regulation of transcription by RNA polymerase II; central nervous system development. The record is from RefSeq and is a predicted model, not a curated record.
CCGAUCUCUGAAGCCCUGUUGCUUGCCGAGCUCGAGUAGAUCCCGAAACGGAAGUGCUCGUAGGGGCCAAUUCUUAUAACGGUUUUCUCUACCGGGAGCUAAAAUUAUCGAGAGUGCGUGCGAGCCCCAAGGUAAGGCCUGGGUCGAAUGCUCCAGUCGGAGGGGUCCCUGCACUCGAAGGUUUCCAGCUCCGGCCCAGACGCCUCCAGCGCGGGGAGAAGGAAAAAGAGGCACCUGAAAGGCUUCACCUGACUUGGGGCUUCUCAAGACCUGGGCAUGGCUCAAGCUUUGCACAUCUCUGCCUUUUCCCAAGAAGAGCAAGAAAUGGUCGAAACCUGGGGACCAGUGACUUUUGAGGAUGUGGCUGUGGAUUUCACCCAGGAAGAGUGGCAGUACCUGAACCUUCCCCAGAAGAUUCUAUUCAGAGAUGUGAUGUUGGAGACCUAUAGCAACUUAGUCUCUGUGGGGCAGGAAGUUACCAAACCAGACCUCAUCCUCAAACUGGAAUUAGAAGAGUUGUUCUGGGAAGAAGGAAAAAUCCCAUUUUGGAACCUCCCAGAAGAAGCCCACCAUGUUGAUGAACAGAUUGAGAGACUAUAUCAAUUUGAUGCACCAAUUGAGAGCCGGUUCCAGAACAGUGAAGAUAAAUGUGUGAUGAUGGAAGUUGAAUUCCCUAACAAGAAAAUAAUAAGCCCCACUAGGGGUGGUUAUAAUGAAUUUGGGAACACACUUCAUCUGAGUACAAACCUUAUUGCUUCAAUACAACGACCUUAUAAACAUGAGUCAUUUGUAAAUAAUAUGUUAGAUAAUUUAGACCUGUUUAGUAGAAGCUCUUUAGGAAAGAAAUAUGAUAAUGGAUGUGCAAAAUUAUUCUUCCAUACAGAGUUCGAGAAGACAAAUCUUGGAGUAAAACCCUACAUAUAUAAAGAGUGUGGGAAGGUCCUCAAGAGAAAAGAUCUUAGUCUACAUCAGAGAAUCAAAAAUGGAGAGAAACCUUUUGAAUGCACUGCGUGUAGGAAAACCUUCAGCAAGAAAUCACACCUCAUUGUACACUGGAGAACUCAUACAGGAGAAAAACCCUUUGGAUGUACUGAAUGCGGAAAAGCCUUUAGCCAAAAAUCUCAGCUUAUUAUACACUUGAGAACUCAUACAGGAGAGCGACCCUUUGAGUGUCCUGAAUGUGGAAAAGCCUUCAGAGAAAAGUCAACUGUUAUAAUACACUAUAGGACACACACAGGUGAGAAACCUUAUGAAUGUAAUGAAUGUGGAAAGGCCUUCACUCAGAAAUCAAAUCUCAUUGUCCAUCAGAAAACACACACAGGAGAGAAAACUUACGAAUGCACUAAGUGUGGGGAAUCUUUUGUACAAAAGCUUGAUCUAAUCAUACACCAUAGUACUCAUACAGGAAAGAAACCGCAUGAAUGUAAUGAGUGUAAGAAAACUUUCAGUGAUAAGUCAACUCUUAUUAUACAUCAGCGAACUCACACAGGAGAGAAACCUCAUAAAUGCACUGAAUGUGGGAAGUCUUUCAAUGAGAAGUCAACUCUCAUUGUGCAUCAAAGAACUCAUACGGGAGAGAAACCCUAUGAGUGUGAUGUGUGUGGAAAAACCUUCACCCAAAAAUCUAAUCUUGGUGUACAUCAGAGAACUCAUUCAGGAGAGAAACCCUUUGAAUGUAAUGAAUGUGAGAAAGCAUUCUCUCAGAAAUCUUAUCUCAUGCUUCACCAAAGAGGUCAUACAGGAGAGAAGCCCUAUGAAUGCAAUGAAUGUGAAAAAGCAUUUUCCCAGAAAUCAUAUCUCAUUAUACAUCAAAGAACUCAUACAGAAGAAAAACCCUAUAAAUGCAAUGAAUGUGGCAAAGCCUUUAGAGAAAAAUCAAAGCUCAUUAUACAUCAAAGAAUUCAUACAGGAGAGAAGCCCUAUGAAUGCCCUGUAUGUUGGAAAGCUUUUAGUCAGAAGUCUCAGCUCAUAAUACAUCAGAGAACACACACAGGAGAAAAACCCUAUGCAUGCACUGAGUGUGGCAAAGCCUUCCGCGAAAAAUCAACAUUCACUGUACAUCAGAGAACGCAUACAGGAGAGAAACCCUAUAAGUGUGCAGAAUGUGGGAAAGCCUUUACCCAGAAAUCAAACCUUAUUGUACAUCAGAGAACACAUGCAGUAAAGAAAGUCCAUGGGAAAGGCCAUGCCCGGAAGUCAAAGCUCAGUGCACAUUAGAAAGUAAAUUAAGAAUGCCUAGCAUGUAUGCUGGAGAAAAAUUUUCAUGAAUUAGCAUUUUUAAGUAUGUUCUGAACUUCUAGAGAAUAAUGGCAGCAUUAAAAAUUUUUAAUUCUCAGGGUCUGGAACAAUAGCACAGCGGGUAGGAUGUUUGCCUUGCAUGUGGCCGACCCGGGUUCGAUUCCCAGUAUCCCAUAUGGUCCCCGAGCACUGCCAGGAGUGAUUCCUCAGUGCAAAGACAAGAGUAUCCCCUGAGCAUUGCCAGGAGUGACCUAAAAAGAAAAAAAUUUCAUUCUCAGGGCUGGAGAGAUAGCUCAGUGGACUGAGCACAUGCAUCGCGAGGCCUGGACUCCAUCCUGGGCAACACAUGAACUCUAAGCACUUCUGAGCGUGAUCCCCAAGCACUGAACCAGGAGUAGCCCCAAGCAUUGCUGGGAGCAGACGUGAAAGAAAAAUUUUCAUCUCAGUCUUCACUCAAAAGCUACAGGGAGAAAAAGAAGCAGAAAUAUGAUCUCUGUUAGAAAUACAUCACUGAAACUCUGGUGAGAGGACUGGCAGAUGAAAUCAAGAGCCAGUACCAAAGGUUUCAGAGAUCAUUCAUGACUCUAGAUAUGAGACCAAGUUGAUAAAGACUUUUAGCUGAGGUUCAGGAUAUAAGAAGAGGUUCAUGUCCAUAUAUAAAAUGAAGACACAUAUUUAUAAUAACAGUAAUAGAGCACGUGAACAGAUAGAAGGUGGGUUGUUUUCUAGACAUUUGAGAUCUGAAGAGAGAAAACAAGGGAUAUCAACAAGGUAUCACUAAUACAAGCCAUAUUUACAGAAAGUCUAUACUCUUAGGCACAGUAGUGGGGCAAAAGAGAAGGGAGUUUUCCUUUUCAAGAACCCUACAAUUGCUCCUGUUUAGUAAAUCCAGAGCUAUAAAGAUUGAAAGAACCACCACAUUGGAAAAAAUUCUAGUUGUAAGAAUAAUUCUUACCUGCCUAGAAUGUGGCUUUGGUUUAAAUGACCUCCAGCCAAAAUGUACAGGAAAAAAAUUUUUUUUUCCUGGAGGGAUGAUUCCAAAGUAAUUAAAACCACUAUUUAUAUGGCCAUGAGCCAGAAUUUCUGCUUGUAGAAUGUUUGUAUUUUCGUGCAUGUACAAAAUGGGAAUGCUACACACAGAGGAAUUUGUUGAUGUACUAUUUAUAGAAAGGAUUUGAAGCUGUCUAGAAGACAUAACCAGGGUCUGGUAAGUGAAGCAACAGCAAAUUCCUUAGUAGACAAAAAUAAAUAAAAAUAUGGAGAACUUGGAUACCAUUUUAUGUAGUGAUGUGAGAUGAUCUCCAGUAUACAUUAUUAGAUGAGGAUAGUGGUAUAAAAUGCUGCCAUUUGUACAUAAAAAGGAGAAUACGUGGUAAGUACAUAAUUGAGUGUAUUGCAAAAAAUCUCUUUAGAAAGAUAUGCAAGAAGCUGGGAAUCUUAAUUACCCCUGGGUAAAGAAAGAGGAAGAGGGUGGGUAGGGAGAUGAAAUAGUGAAAGAGCAAAUUGUAUAGCCUCUCACAACUUAAAAAAAACUACAUUAUGUGAAUGUACUACCUUUUCAAGAAAUAAAACUUUUUAAAAAGAAUAUUUUGUUUCAUGACUGUUAAAAUAAGCUGGAUUCCAGGUACAGGAUUUAUAAUAUUUUAUAUAGAUAUGCUCAAUGUGUACUUCAGGUGAAUAUUGUAUAAACCUAGGAUAAUCAAGACUACAGUAUAUUUAUUACUUAGUGUACUCAGUGAAAUCUAUGAAAAUACUCUGCAAUAAAUCCCACUGUCUUUUCUAUCUUAUUAAUAUGAUUUAAAUUACUUAAUAUGUGUAUGAAUAUACAGUUGACCCUUGAACAAAACAAGUUUGAAUUACAUGGUUCACUUAAGUAUAGAUUUUUAAACAUGGUUCUAAAUUUAUUUUUCUCUUGUGAUUUUCUUAACAUUUUCUUUUCCUGGGGCUGGAGCAAUAGUACAGUGGGUAGGGCAUUUGCUUUGCAUGCAGACAACCCAGGUUCGAGAUCCAGCAUCCCAUAUGGUCCCCCAAGCACCUCCAGGAGUAAUUCCUGAGUGCAAAACCAGGAGCAACCCCUGUGCAUCACCGGUGUGACCCAAAAAACAAACCAAAAAAACCUGAACAUUUUCUUUUCUCCAAAUGAUGUUAAUCUAAGAAUAUAAUAUAUGCUAUAGAACACACAAUUUGUAUUAGCCAAUAGUAUA